This is a messenger RNA of Tricharina praecox, 837 nucleotides long. RefSeq lists its product as uncharacterized. The transcript is spliced from 2 exons. The record is from RefSeq and is a predicted model, not a curated record. Bases 1 to 837 code for a protein of 278 amino acids. Lineage: Eukaryota; Fungi; Ascomycota; Pezizomycetes; Pezizales; Pyronemataceae.
AUGUCACCCCCCGCCGACCUCCCCGCCAACCACAAAAGCUACUACGAGCCGAAUGGGCAUUUCAUGCUCCGCAUGAGGGACAACACGUACACGGACCUCGGGUUCGUGCCAGCCGACCAGCGCCACCUCACUCUCACCGAGCUGCUAGCUGCGCGGCAAGCAUACGCCAACCGGACGGCGCAGGAAGCGGGGCGCGCCUACAACAAUUAUGUGGCGACCAGCGGCAACGAGGACCGAGCGCGGGCGGUAGGGUAUGAAGCGUACCUGCGCAACAAUGCCGAUAGAGCCGCCGGGAGGCGCCCGCUGUGGCUGGCGGCACCGGAUUACGAUGAGGAGCGUGCGAGAGUGAGGGACUGGAAUCCGCCUGCUGGCGGGGGCUAUCCGCAGGCGGGACAAUACUACAAUCCUGGCCAAUACGAAUAUCCCGCUCAGGCGGCUGGCCAAUAUGAAUAUCCCGUUCAGGCGGCUGGCCAAAACUACUACUAUCCCGCUCAGGGAGCUGGCCAAUACUACUACCCUCCCGCUCAGGCGGCUGGCCAAUACAACCCUCCCGCUCCACCGCCCCGGAACGCGCCCGGAGAAGCACGACAGCCGCAACAGCAGGGAGUCCAGACACAAGGACUUUAUCCUGACGCUGCUUUCGUAUACGAUCCCCUGACUGGCAGCUACAGGCCACAGGGAGCAGCCGGGCGGCAACCGCCAGAGGGAAACGGGGCGCAACAGCCGCCAAGAGCCGAUUCUCAGGAUGAUGGGAGGAUUCCUGAUGGAUAUUUUACGAUGUAUCGGCAUCCUGAUGGUGAAUAUAGGCUGCAUCCGCCACCGGGCGGGCUCCACUAA